Messenger RNA from Delphinapterus leucas (beluga whale), 6576 nucleotides. NCBI's taxonomy places the organism in Eukaryota, Metazoa, Chordata, Mammalia, Artiodactyla, Monodontidae. The record is from RefSeq and is a predicted model, not a curated record.
UCACUUAGUUUUGUUUCCCCCUUAAAUCUGCACCUGACUGAAUGCUGUACUCGCCUCACCCAUCUGGCCCUGAGCGCUCAGGGAUCACGUGACCAAGAAGCUACCUGGUUUGAGGCCAGGGGCUCUGGGUGCCGUGUCUUCACAGUGGCUGGCGUUGUGUAAGGGGCAGGUAGGAAGGCUGCAGUCACCCCGUGGCUCAGGUGUGACAAGCUUGGAGUGUGUGGGACCUGCUGGGAACAUGCCUGGUGGCCACGCUCAGCUUCUCCCCCAGCGCCGACUGUUUCACACCUGCUCCGUUAGGGUCAUUUCCUCUAGUUUGGGCAGACAGGGCCAGAGUUACUGCUCUGAGCAGGGAAGCUAAGAAGAGUGAGCCAGAGAAGGAGGGACUAUGGGGCUGGCACCGGGGGCACCUUCUCACCGAGGAGGCCAAGAAGGGGCGGGGACACAAGAGGGCAGCGCGCUCACAAUGGCAGGACUGGCCCGAGAAGGAGGCGGGGAGCUGGGGAGCUCGGCGCCCCGAGGGCACCCGGAGCAGAGGAGCCCUGUGUGUGGGGGGUGGUCACAGCCGCCUCGGCCUCUGAGUUCAGCACCAGGCGUGUGGACAGCUCGGAGGUGGGUUUGGAAGGGGCUGUUAGACAAGAUUAGGUGGUUGUGUGCUUUGUGGGAAGUGCUGGGCAUCGGGCUUUUUUUUUUUUUUAUAAACUUAAGGAGGAAAGGAGCAGGUAUGGAUGGUAGGACCUUAAAGCUCUUCUUGACCUUGAAGAAUGAAGCACUUGGGCCCCAGAUCAUGGGUGUUCAGUGGAUGACUAGAGGUACGCAAGCCAGGAGCAGGGUGACUGCGGGGAUGCUCAGCAGGGCCUCCCUCCUGCCACUGCAGUGGAUGCUCCUGACGAGGGGAGGAGGUGGCGCCAGCUGUGUCCUCUGACCUGCCUACUUGGAUGUGGCUAGAUUUCUACCCCGAGAAGGUGGAAACUCCAUUUAUGCUGAAGUUUUAGACAGAUGGAUCCAGGCAUGGCUGCUGUAUCAGGGUGUCUAUUAUAUAGUUAUAAUUUUAAUGUAGGGGUUGGAGUGAGCCAUGACCCCACGCUUGGAGAUGCCAGGAGAGCCCCUCCCAAGAUGCGCAUUAAAUAAUGCUCCGUGGGGUGUCCUUUCUACAACCCAAGGAGAGGGCUGGCCUGUUCAGCUGCCAGUCGGUUGGACAAUGGGUGGAGCGUCAGAGAUUUUCAGACACACAGUCAGACUUCCUCCACGGGGGACACAGGCGUCACCGCCAGGAACCAGGGGUGCUGUGACAGCUGUCAGGAGGUGCAGGGGUGCGUGUGUGUGGUUUAGCCUCAGCCAUCAGAGAAUGGAGAGCAGGAUGUAUGCUGAGGAUCCCGGAGACAGCAGGACUUCAGCAUCUUCAAAGCAGAAGGCUGCUCUGGGGUCUGCCCUGCUGCGGCUUGCGGGCUGGGCUGGGAGAUGGCGAGUAUUCUGCUGGAAUGGCUGGUGGGAGACGGAGCAAGGAACGUACUUGAAAGCUGCUCGGAAAUCCUUCAAGGGGGCGUCUCUCCAGAGAUGAGCUUAGAAAAUGACGAGAAGAGAGCUCGUACGAGAUCCAAGGCCCUCCGAGCUCCCCCAGAGCCCACAGGUGCCGACCUCAGCUGUCCCACUCCCGGAUGCACGGGCUCGGGACAUAUCCGGGGCAAGUACUCCAGGCACCGAAGUUUACUGAGCUGCCCUCUGGCCAAGAAGAGGAAGCUGGGGGGCGCCGAGGCCGAGCACCUGGGGUCCAAGCGGAAGGCACACCCCCUGAAGCUGGCUCUGGACGAGGGCUACGGCGUGGACAGCGACAGCAGCGAGGAUGCCGAGGUGAAGGGCGCCUCUGUUUCUGAUGAAUCGGAAGGAACUGCGGAGGAGGACGAGGCUGAGGCGUCAGGACAGGAGGAGAUUCAUCGCCCCGAGCCAGCUGAAGGAAGGAGCACCAUCAAGGCUCGUUUCGGAUCCAAUCCCAUCAGCAGCCUCACGGGCUCCUCCAAGGGCAGCUACAGCAGCUAUCAGGAGAUCAUCGCAACUUCUCUCCUAAAUUUGGGCCAAAUCGCCGAAGAGACACUGGUCGGGGAAGACUCGGGCCAGGGGGCCAAGCGGGGCGCCGGCAUCGUGCGCCUGGUGCGGGAGGAGGCUGAGGAAGGAGCCACCAGCGACGAGGGGGAGAAGGAUGUCUUCAUCCAGCCGGAGGACGCAGAGGAAGCGAUCGAAGUCACCAGUGAGCGCUCCCAGGAGCUGCGUCCCCAGUCCCUGGAGGGUGUGGCCAGCGAGGAGUCCAGCAAGCAGAGGGUGGCCCUGGGCACUGAGCGGGGGGAGGCCCCGCCUGAUGCGAUCUGCCAGGAGCAGGCCCCCCCCGCCCCCCGCCCAGAGGCCUCUGAGCCCCGGCGCCCGGCGCCGCCCAGCCCCAGGCCCGCGUACUCCGUCCUCGUGGAAGUGCGCUCUGACGACAACGGGAAGGAUGAGGACUCGAGGUCCCAGAAGUCCACAGUCACGGAUGAGUCGGAGAUGUACGACAUGAUGACCCGUGGGAACCUGGGCCUCCUGGAGCAGGCCAUCGCCCUGAAGGCUGAGCAGGUGCGGGCCGUCCGCGAGCCGGGAUGCCCACCCGCCGAGCAAGGCCCGCUGGGCCCGGGCGAGCCGGGGAAGGCGGCGAGGCCCCUGGAUGCCGCCCGGAAGAGCUACUGCAGCAAAGAUCCCUCAAGAGCUGAGAAGCGUGAGAUCAAGUGUCCGACACCAGGCUGCGACGGCACCGGCCACGUCACUGGGCUGUACCCGCACCACCGCAGCCUGUCCGGCUGCCCCCACAAGGACAGGAUCCCCCCGGAGAUAUUGGCCAUGCAUGAGAACGUGCUCAAGUGCCCCACUCCUGGCUGCACAGGCCAGGGCCACGUGAAUAGCAACCGUAACACGCACAGAAGUUUGUCUGGGUGUCCCAUUGCUGCUGCCGAAAAAUUAGCCAAAUCUCAUGAGAAGCAACAGCCACCGACGGGAGACCCUUCCAAGAAUAGCUCCAGUUCGGAUCGGAUCCUCAGGCCCAUGUGCUUUGUGAAGCAGCUUGAGGUCCCUCCGUAUGGAAGCUACCGGCCCAGCGUGGCCUCCACCACACCCAGGGCCAACCUGGCCAAGGAGCUGGAGAAGUUCUCCAAGGUCACCUUUGACUACGCAAGUUUUGACGCUCAGGUUUUUGGCAAGCGCAUGCUUGCCCCAAAGAUUCAGACCAGCGAAACCUCACCGAAAGCCUUUAAAUCCAAACCUUUCCCAAAGGCCUCUCCCCCCAGGCCCAGCCCCUGCACUUCGUCCUCUUCUACAGGCUUCGACUACGCCCAUGACGCGGAGGCCGCACACAUGGCCGCCACGGCCAUCCUGAACCUCUCCACGCGCUGCUGGGAGAUGCCCGAGAACCUCAGCAUGAAGCCGCAGGACCUGCCCAGCAAGGCCACGGACAUUGCGGUGGAUGAGAACGGAACCCUGGAUUUGAGCAUGCACAGACACCGCAGGCGGGAGAACGCUUUCCCCGGCGGCGGUGGCGGCCCCGGUGUGACCUCGCCUGAUGCCUGCCAGGGCCAGAGCAUCACGGCCCCCAGCAGCUCCGUGGCCUCGCCCCAGUCCAGCCACGCCUCCCGCCAGGACGAGUGGGACCGGCCCCUGGACUACACCAAGCCCAGCCGCCAGCGAGAGGAGGAACCUGAGGAGUCAGAGCCAGCAGCCCAUUCUUUUGCUUCUUCUGAAGCAGAUGACCAGGAAGCGUCGGAGGAGAAUUUUGAGGAGAGGAAGUACCCCGGGGAGGUCACCCUGGCCAACUUUAAGCUGAAGUUUCUCUCCAAGGACAUAAAGAAGGAGCUGCUCACCUGUCCCACCCCCGGCUGUGACGGCAGUGGCCACAUCACUGGGAACUAUGCUUCCCACCGCAGCCUCUCUGGUUGCCCUCUUGCUGACAAGAGCCUCAGAAACCUCAUGGCUGCCCAUUCUGCUGACCUCAAGUGCCCCACACCCGGCUGCGACGGCUCCGGCCACAUAACGGGGAACUACGCAUCGCACCGGAGCUUGUCAGGCUGCCCUCGUGCCAAGAAAAGCGGAGCCAAGGCUACACCCGCAAAGGAUGACAAGGAAGACCCUGAGCUGAUGAAGUGCCCAGUUCCAGGCUGCGUGGGGCUUGGUCACAUCAGCGGCAAAUACGCCUCUCACAGAAGUGCGUCGGGCUGCCCUCUGGCCGCCCGAAGGCAGAAAGAGGGCUCCCUCAAUGGCUCAUCCUCCUCCUGGAAGCCCUUGAAGAACGAGGGGCCCACCUGCCCCACCCCGGGCUGCGACGGCUCCGGCCAUGCCAACGGCAGCUUCCUCACCCACAGGAGCUUGUCCGGCUGUCCCAGAGCGACCUUCGCUGGAAAGAAGGGAAAAGUCUCAGGGGAUGAGGUUCUCGGCACAAAAUUCAAGACGAGUGAUGUGCUGGACAGCGACGAGGAGAUCAAGCAGCUGAACCAGGAGAUUCGAGACCUGAACGAGUCCAACUCCGAGAUGGAGGCCGCCAUGGUGCAGCUGCAGUCCCAGAUCUCGUCCAUGGAGAGGAGCCUGAAGAACAUCGAGGAGGAGAACAGGCUCAUCGAGGAGCAGAACGAAGCCCUGUUCCUGGAGCUGUCCGGCCUGAGCCAAGCCCUCAUCCAAAGUCUUGCCAACAUCCGCCUUCCGCACAUGGAGCCAAUAUGCGAACAGAAUUUUGAUGCCUAUGUAAGCACCCUCACCGACAUGUACUCCAACCAGGAGUGCUACCAGAACCCCGAGAACAAGGACCUCCUCGAGAGCAUCAAGCAGGCCGUGAGGGGCAUCCAGGUCUAGUCCUCCUCGUGUGAGGAGCCCUCGUGCUGAUCCGGGGCACCGGGGGUACCCCGACUUGCCUCCAUCUUUUACCUCCCUUGCCCUGCCCUCCCAGUGGAGAUUCCCAACUCACAGUGACUUCUAGUUGGCAGCCCAGGGCGGCCUCGGGGGGUUUACCCAGAGGGGUGCCUGGAAAUCCGUGUCUCCCUCGAUGCGAUGCGCUCGCCGGGCCAGAGGCCUUGACCUCUCCACACGAGUGCGGGGCGUGAAGUAUUACAAAGUGAUUUAUUUUUGCUUCUGAAAGCUCGAAGUCUCCAGGGGAAACUCAAGGACCAGGUUCUCAGGGAAGUUUUGGAGCUGCAGCCACAGUACUCCUUUGUCUGUCAAGGCCGAGAGGGCAGCCCGGCCGGGCGGUGGUGCGUGUGAUGAGCCAGCCUGGGGCGGCCAGUGCGCCUGCGCGGUGAGGCCGCGUGGCAAGUGUGUUUCCUGUUGUCCUUUAAUUCAGUUUUUACGUUAAGGGUGGAAGAGAACAGCGUUCCAGAGGGUAGGUUAGGAGUAGGCCUCGAGGAAGCUGGCCCAGGACCCCCUGAAAGACAGCGCCAGCUCCACAUGGAAGCACCCCCGGCUGAGCCUGCAGACCCUGUGCUCGGGGUUUGGCUCCCUCGAGGCUGUGGCCUUUAGACCCAUGUUGGGGUCAAGGCCAGGGCCUCUGGCUCUCUGUGUGCCCACGUGGCCCGUGACCCGCCCACCACCCGGGUCAUGGCUGAGCUUUACUGAGGUGGGGACAGUGUCAGCGAGGUCAGGGGAUAAGUUCCUAACUAGAGACCACCAAGGUGUCACUUCUUUUUAGAUCCAUUCGAGAUUAGAAAGAAGGUAAAUUUUGAUUUAAUGUGUUAAAAACACAAUGUUCCUAACGUGUAAAUAGAGUCCAAAUCAACUGUGACUGCGAUUCCAAGUUAGUAUUUAAAAGUAGAGAAAUUGCACUUCCUGGAAGAAAUAAGAAAGUAGUUAGUUUAAUUAUUCUGUAAAUUAUUUAAUUUUGUCAAAAUGUAAGUAUUUAUAUUCACAACCUCUUAUGUUAAUGUUUGCUAUUUAUUUAACAUUUUUAUUUAUUAAUUUUAUACUAUUUUACCUAGAUCCCACACUAGGACACACGAGAGGGAAAUCAAUGAAAUCAAAGCGAAAUUAACGAUUUCACUAUGCGAUAGGCCACACGAAAAAUCUUGCUGUAACUUCUAGUUAUGAUUUUAAUGCAACUGAGUUAUUUUUUAUAUAUUUUGUUAUUUAUUCUUUUAAUAAUGGAAUUUUAAAAAAGUAUUUUGUAACAGGAAUUUUGAUAAUUUGGGGAUAUUUCCCCCUCGGUCCAAUGGAAAGAACGACUUUUUGGUUUUCUUCAUCCCUUUUGGCUCCUUUGGUUUCAGGCGCGGACGACAGCAAAUGGAAUUCUGUAUUUAUUGUUUAUUUAAGCGUAGUGCAGACGUGUGUGCUCUGGCGUGUUUCUUGUGUCGCGUCUGUGUGCCGGUUCUUGAUGGCUGAGUCCUGUUGCUGUGAGGGGUGCUGGCCGCAGGCCUCCCUGAGCAGCUGCCCGCUCUAGGCUCCCGUCCCUCUGACAGCUCUGAUACUGUGAUUCUCCUUCCUCAGGAAACGUUGAACCCACAGCACAGCACUUCUCAGUGUGUCUGCAGGGUGAUUUCCUAAUAAAAGUCCACUCUGACUGCGAGUGGGAGCUGUGUCUGGUGA